Paramacrobiotus metropolitanus is the source of this 2774-nucleotide messenger RNA. Its product is annotated as recombination repair protein 1-like. The transcript is spliced from 15 exons. The record is from RefSeq and is a predicted model, not a curated record. Lineage: Eukaryota; Metazoa; Tardigrada; Eutardigrada; Parachela; Macrobiotidae. Gene Ontology annotation, cellular component: nucleus. The coding region runs from base 213 to 2465 and encodes 750 amino acids. Gene Ontology annotation, biological process: base-excision repair. Gene Ontology annotation, molecular function: double-stranded DNA 3'-5' DNA exonuclease activity; phosphoric diester hydrolase activity; endonuclease activity.
UUGAACGAAUUUUUUUCGAGCGGUUUGUUGUUGUUGUAUUUUUAAUUAAACCUUGAAAUAUUUUUUUAUUUUGCUUUUGACUUCCUAAAUCUUUAGCCAGGUGGAAUAGUAUUCUUAGUGUUUAGUUAACUCGGAUCGAGGUCUUGCCAUUGUAAGUUUGAAGUGGAAAAGCAUUUUAUUAACGUGCUUGAGUCUUGGCUAACGUCUGCGAGAUGUGGGAAAGAUUCAAGAUGGAAAGCAGUCCUUCUGUAGCGCUGGACCAUGGUUCCGUAGCCGUUGAAGCCAUCAGUUCAGUGGAAAACAGUGCGUCGCUUGCAACUCUUCCCGCGAAGGCGGCAAAACGUAAACGAGGCGCUCGCCAGGCUGCCCCGGUCACGAUGAAUCUGCGAUCUCGGAAGUAUUUGGUAUCCGUUAAAGAAACUGCUGAAAGCCAGAGCGUGCAGCCUUCGACUUCAACUGGGAGCACUAAGAAUGAAGCGUAUGCGCACACAAAAGUGGAGAACGCUUCGCCUUUGAGCCACUGUAAAAUGGAAGAUGCGAGGUUGGCCGAGAAGAAUGUUGAUGGAUCUGCUGAACCCGAUGACGAGAACGCCAAAGGCGAACUCUGCUUGCAUAGUAAUCCUGAAAAUAAUGCGCAGUCUGGGACAGCUGAGCAGACAUGUCUCGGAGCACUUGCGGAAAACGAAAGCCUGCGUGGCGACACAACCGACACUGCCCAGAACUGUAAACCUUGUUCAGGAUAUACGGAUGUUCCAUUGGGGAAUGCUGGCGUGAAUGCAGUCUUUAUCAGUGAAGAUGAACCGAAAGAUACCCCACCGGAACAUAUGUCAGUUAACCGAGAAGCUCCCGACGCAGAGGACGCUCCCCAGAUUGUGCGGCGUUUGCGGCGGCGGUCUAUUUAUGCUCCUUUGUUUGCGAAAACCUUUACAAAUGGCCGGAAAAAGCGCGACAACGAUCGAGCUAAAUCUUCGUCUUCGGACGGAACGCUGUCUGGUAGUGCUAGUCCUGUUCCAAGUGGACCGUCAUCUGGAGAGACGAGCAAUGAGUUGAAAGCUUCGUUGAGUAGCCCAGGUCGAAUCGUCAAGCGUCGACCAAGUCUGAGCAAUGUUAAUCAAAAUAUUCGUGCUGAAAUAGCAGAGAAGAAUUGCGAGGACAAACCUGUUGAUCACAGUGUGGAUGUUGGAACUCCGCAGAGCAGCGAUGUUGCUGGAUGUUCAGUUGAAUCUGACCUCUUAUCGGAAACAGUGCCAGCAAAGAAAAUACGGAGCCGGAGACGGUUAACGAUCUCAUCACCGGAAGUUGCUGGAAGAGUACUGCGUAAAAGAAAGGCUGCAUCGCCCGAAGAAACACACAAUGAUUUAGUAGUAUCGGCUUGUGGUCCUAUUCGUGAUUUCGAAUUUACUGGCUCUUCAGCUUCGUUGACCUUGAGUUCUUCUUCAACGGAUCUCUUGGAUCAUACAUCUGGACCCCGCGGAAUUUUAAAACGACAAGAACAUCCCCACAAACAUCGACGAUUGGCUUUUAUCGACGAAUCUGCUGAAGAUCGCGAAAGGCUGGCUCAAGAUCGUCGAGUGGAGGUCGAAGCAAACGUUGAUGAAGCACCUAUCCCGCAUUUAUUACCGCUGUGCCCGAGCACCCUUGCCACGGCUCAGUCACAAGAGGCCAAAUUAAGAGUGUCAAAUUUCCGUGUUUUGUCCUGGAAUAUAGCUGGACUAAGUGCAUUUUUGCAGAAAAACACGUGGCGAGAAAUCAACGCCUAUCUUCCAGAUGUCAUUUGCCUUCAGGAAACCAAAAUUCAAAGUAAUGAAUUGUUGGAAGGUCUGGGCGUGGACGUUGGGACAUCCUGCGCUUACUGGCACCAGAGUGUUGUCAAGGGGCAUGCGGGCGUUGCAUUGUUAUCAAAAUUCAAACCGAUUAAUGUGCUUUAUGGAUUUCCUCGAUCUAAUGGACGCACAUUUUCUGAAAAGGGACAUGUCAUCACGGCUGAAUACGACAGAAUGUUUGUGGUGAACGCAUAUGUCCCGAAUUCCUCCAUGAAGUUGAAGAAUUUGGAAGAACGUUUGGCUUGGGAUGUUGAUUUUCGGGGGUUUUUGGCCGAACUGCAAACUCGCAAGCCGGUGAUUGUAGCCGGUGAUCUCAACUGCGCUCGUUUGGACAUUGAUCUAACUUACCCCACAAAGAAUCACAAAAAUCCUGGAUUUACGGAGCAAGAGCGACAUAGCCUGGCUCAUACGAUGGAUGAACUGAGACUAAUUGAUGUUUACCGACACAUUUACCCAGAAGAAACCGGAGCUUACACGUUUUGGAGUAACCGCUCUAACGCUCGAAGCAAAAACAUUGGGUGGCGUUUGGAUUAUUUUCUAUUAUCCACCGCUUUGAGGGAAUCCAUUUGCGGCGUUAAACACUUCACAACGAUUGGAGGAAGUGACCAUUGUCCAAUAAUGUUGUAUCUCAACUUUCCCUAGAGCGAAAUGCAAUCUCGCCUGCCGAAAUUGACCUUUUUUGGGUCUAGCUUUCUGUAUAUGAAAAAGCCUACAGUUGUUGUCUGUUGAGAUCUUCCUGGGUCGCAUUACUUACUUACUUUACGCCUAAGUAUCUGAAAUUCAUUUUUUCGUUUUUUGAAGAUGUGAAUGGAUAAAUAGUAUGCCGUGUUAGUCGUUUCAGUAUUGCUUGUGAAUUGGACCAAAUUAGGGGCAGUCGAUUGCCUCAACCGUGUAUGGCUGCAGCGGGCGGUUGUCAGGCGACAGCAAAACGCCAUUCUAUGCUAUAAAAUU